AUAUUUUUAUUUUAGCUAGGAGUUUUGUCGAAGCGUGCGCCAACAGUUCCCAAAGUUUCAGACGGUACGCGAACGCAACACCAAAGUCAAUAAAGAGCAACGGUCCAGUCUGUCCAGACUGAGCAGCGCCUGCGAACAGACAGAAGCAUGGCCGUAGAUCUGAGCCAGUGGUCCGGGCCUCUCGCCCUGCAGGAGGUUGAAGAACAGCCCGCGAAGCCUCUUACAGUUAAAUACGAAUCUCUGGAAAUCGACGAGCUCGGCAAAGUGCUCACUCCAACACAGGUGCAGAACCGACCUACCUGCGUCGAGUGGGAAGGAUGUGACCCGAGUAAACUGUACACGCUGGCCUUGACCGAUCCAGACGCCCCCAGCAGGAAAGACCCCAAGUUCAGGGAGUGGCAUCACUUUCUGGUGGUCAACAUGAAGGGGAAUGAUGUGUCGUCUGGCUGCGUCCUGUCGGACUAUGUGGGCUCUGGUCCUCCCAAGGGAACAGGUCUCCACAGGUACGUGUGGCUGGUGUACGAGCAGCCCGGCAGCCUGUCCUGCUCAGAGACCGUCCUCACCAACCGCUCCGGAGACGGCCGCGGCAAAUUCAAGCUCCAGGCCUUCAGGAAGAAGUACGGCCUGGGAGCACCGGUGGCAGGAACCUGCUACCAGGCAGAGUGGGACAGUUACGUGCCCAAACUGUACGAGCAGCUGGCUGGAAAGUAAAGGGAAGGCACUCGACUGGAGAUUAUCCACAUCCUGAAAUCACCUUUCUUUACCUGCAAUAAACCUGCAGAACUCA
This is a messenger RNA of Austrofundulus limnaeus, 787 nucleotides long. It is a transcript of the gene pebp1, whose product is annotated as phosphatidylethanolamine binding protein 1. The record is from RefSeq and is a predicted model, not a curated record. Gene Ontology annotation, biological process: negative regulation of MAPK cascade. Lineage: Eukaryota; Metazoa; Chordata; Actinopteri; Cyprinodontiformes; Rivulidae.